GUCAGUGCUUCCCAAGAAGCUAGGAACACAUACCUUUUUCUAGUGGAAUGUAUGGGGAAAAGGACUUAAACAUUAUUUAAAAGGAACCUGAACAGAAGAUAAUACAAAGUGAGAAGCACUUGCCCAGGAGUCCGUAGAGGCUACUCUAGUCUACUGAAGAACAUGUCUAACAGUAACACUACUCAAGAGACCCUUGAAAUAAUGAAAGAAUCAGAAAAAAAACUGGUGGAAGAAUCUGUAAACAAAAACAAGUUUAUAUCUAAGACUUCAAGUAAGGAAGAAGUUGAGAAAGAAAGCGAAGAGACCAGUGUGCGUCAGGAGACACAGAGGCGGGCAUCCAACCAUGGUCAUGCCAGGAAAAGAGCCAAGUCUAAUUCCAAGCUGAAGUUAGUACGCAGUCUGGCAGUAUGUGAGGAGUCCUCUACUCCAUUUGCUGAUGGGCCACUAGAAGCCCAGGAUAUAAUUCAGUUGCACAUCAGCUGCCCCUCUGACAAAGAGGAAGAAAAGUCCAUAAAAGAUGUCUCCGAAAAGGAAGACAAGGACAAAAGCAAAGAUAAGGCCCCAAGGAAGAUGCUGUCCAGAGACUCCAGCCAAGAAUAUACGGACUCCACAGGAAUAGAUCUACAUGAAUUUCUUGUAAAUACACUGAAAAAGAACCCAAGGGACAGAAUGAUGCUGCUAAAAUUAGAACAGGAGAUUCUGGAAUUUAUUAAUGACAACAAUAACCAGUUCAAGAAGUUUCCUCAGAUGACCUCAUAUCACCGGAUGCUAUUACACCGGGUAGCUGCCUAUUUUGGAAUGGACCACAAUGUUGAUCAAACUGGGAAAGCUGUCAUCAUCAACAAGACCAGCAACACAAGAAUCCCUGAACAGAGAUUCUCAGAACAUAUAAAGGAUGAGAAGAAUACAGAAUUCCAACAGAGAUUCAUUCUCAAGAGAGAUGAUGCCAGUAUGGACCGAGAUGAUAACCAGAUCAGAGUUCCAUUGCAGGAUGGAAGGAGGAGCAAGUCAAUAGAAGAGAGAGAGGAGGAAUAUCAAAGGGUCCGAGAGAGAAUAUUUGCCCGAGAGACUGGCCAGAACGGAUAUCUAAAUGACAUCAGACUCUCCAAAGAAGCCUUUUCUUCUAGCUCUCACAAGAGAAGGCAGAUUUUUAGGGGGCACCGAGAAGGGCUGAGCCGUACCUCAAGCAGCCGCCAGAGCAGCACAGACAGCGAACUCAAAUCCUUGGAGCCCCGGCCUUGGAGUAGUACAGACUCGGAUGGCUCUGUCCGGAGCAUGCGACCCCCUGUCACCAAAGCUAGCAGUUUCAGCGGAAUUUCUAUCCUCACCCGAGGUGACAGCAUUGGCAGCAGUAAAGGUGGCAGUGCAGGAAGGCUGUCCAGGCCAGGUAUGGCACUAGGUGCCCCAGAAGUGUGCAACCAGGUCACCUCACCCCAGUCUGUCAGGGGUCUUCUUCCUUGUACUGCCCAGCCACAACAGCAGCAGCAGCAGCCGCCACCGCAGCAGCAGCAACUUCCUGCUCUCCCACCCACACCUCAGCAACAGCCACCCUUGAAUAAUCACAUGAUCUCACAGCCAGUCCCAGCUCUGCAGCCCUCUCCGCAGCCUGUUCAGUUCUCUCCAAGCUCCUGUCCCCAGGUCCUUCUGCCAGUUUCUCCACCCCAGCAGUACAACAUGGCAGAUGAUCUCAGCAACCCCUUUGGACAAAUGAGCCUUAGCCGACAAGGUUCUACUGAAGCAGCUGACCCAUCCUCAGCUCUGUUCCAGCCCCCACUUAUCUCCCAGCACGCUCAGCAGACUAGCUUCAUCAUGGCAUCCCCAGGACAGCCCCUCCCCACUUCCAACUAUGCCGCCUCUAGCCAUGCACCACCUUCUCAGCAAGUCCUGCCACCCCAGGGCUACAUGCAGCCCCCUCAACAGAUCCAGGUUUCUUACUAUCCUCCUGGACAGUAUCCUAACUCCAACCAGCAAUAUCGACCUCUGUCUCACCCGAUGGCCUAUAGCCCCCAGCGUGGUCAGCAGCUGCCUCAGCCAUCCCAGCAGCCUGGUUUACAGCCCAUGAUGCCUACACAGCAGCAGGCAGCUUACCAAGGCAUAAUUGGGGUCCAGCAGCCCCAGAACCAGGGCCUGCUCAGCAACCAGAGGAGCAGUAUGGGGAGCCAGAUGCAAGGCCUGGUGGUUCAGUAUACUCCACUGCCUUCUUACCAAGUCCCAGUGGGCAGUGACUCACAAAAUGUGGUCCAGCCACCUUUCCAGCAACCCCUGCUGGUCCCUGUGAGUCAGUCUGUGCAAGGAGGCCUCCCUACCGCAGGCGUGCCCGUAUACUACAGCAUGAUCCCACCCACUCAGCAGAACGGUACGAGCCCUUCUGUGGGGUUUCUGCAGCCUCCUGGCUCUGAGCAGUACCAGAUGCCUCAGUCUCCCUCUCCCUGCAGUCCACCACAGAUGCCACAGCAGUACUCAGGAGUGUCACCUUCUGGACCAGGUGUGGUGGUCAUGCAGCUGAAUGUCCCUAAUGGACCCCAACCUCCCCAGAACCCAUCCAUGGUCCAGUGGAAUCAUUGUAAAUAUUAUAGCAUGGACCAGCGGGGUCAGAAACCUGGAGAGCUGUAUAGUCCUGACAACAACCCCCAGGCCAACACACAAAUGAGCAGCAGCCCUGUCACCUCUCCUACUCAGUCUCCAGCACCCUCUCCUGUCACCAGCCUCAGCAACGUCUGCACAGGACUCAGUCCCUUGCCGGUCCUCACACAGUUCCCCCGGCCUGGGGGGUCAGCACAGGGUGAUGGGCGCUACUCCCUCUUGGGCCAGCCAUUACAGUACAAUCUGUCCAUCUGCCCUCCCUUGCUCCACGGCCAGUCGACAUACACAGUGCACCAGGGACAAAGCGGAUUGAAACAUGGAAACCGGGCCAAGAGACAAGCACUCAAGUCUGCCUCUACUGACUUGGGGACAGCAGAUGUUGUCCUGGGGCGGGUGCUGGAGGUGACAGAUCUCCCUGAGGGCAUCACUCGUACUGAGGCGGACAAACUCUUCACUCAGCUCGCCAUGUCCGGUGCCAAGAUCCAGUGGCUCAAAGAUGCUCAGGGGCUGCCUGGAGGGGGUGGUGGGGACAACAGUGGGACUGCUGAGAAUGGCCGCCACUCGGACCUUGCUGCCUUGUACACCAUUGUGGCUGUGUUCCCCAGCCCCCUGGCUGCCCAAAAUGCCUCCCUUCGCCUCAACAACUCUGUGAGUCGCUUCAAACUUCGAGUGGCCAAAAAGAACUAUGACCUGAGGAUCCUGGAGCGAGCCAGCUCCCAAUAAACAGAAGAGGGGAAGGGACUGGCUGGGGGUGAUGGUGAAGGGGGCUGAGGUGAGAAGUAAGGAGAUGGACACAAACUAAAGCCUAAGAUGUUAGGAAUGAAGAACCAGACCCUUGCUGGCAUUGGACUCCUUCCACACUCCCCUGCCAUGGGUACCCCAUUCCUCCCUGGUUGACCCCCCCUCUGCUUCCCUCUCCUUCCCAUCCUCUUCUGUCAUUUUUUAUCUUUUCUUCCCCCCUGAAAUUAAUUUUUUUUAAAUUUUUGGUCAAGAUUGAAUUGGGAGGGUCCCAUGCUCCCCUCUUCUCCUAUUUCCUCACCUCCCUAAGCUCCCUUUCCUUUUUUAGUCUUUAUGAAUAUAUUUAUAUGGACAGAAUUAAGAAAAAAAUUGAUUUCCCCAUUCUCUCACUUCCCCUGUCUGUCUCCUCAAACCCCACAGUUAAAACUUGGGACUCUCUCCACUCCCAGAACACUUGUAUAUUGUUUGUUUGAGGUUCGUGCCGCAGUAACAGACACAGUAUUUAAUUGCACAUACAGAUGUUUGCUGGGUAUAUUCACUG
Fukomys damarensis (Damara mole-rat) is the source of this 3862-nucleotide messenger RNA. It is a transcript of the gene R3hdm2, whose product is annotated as R3H domain containing 2. NCBI's taxonomy places the organism in Eukaryota, Metazoa, Chordata, Mammalia, Rodentia, Bathyergidae. Gene Ontology annotation, molecular function: nucleic acid binding. The record is from RefSeq and is a predicted model, not a curated record. Bases 163 to 3306 code for a protein of 1047 amino acids. The transcript has 25 exons.